AUGAAAAAUUCAGUGAUUGUUUCGAUUCUUUCUUUUCUCUUCAGCACCGUCGUACAUGCUGCCUUGCCUCCUUCAGCGGUGGUUGGGGCAGGUACCGUUGUCGGCACUACGACGACUUUACCUUCGUCCACGGCGUUAGUGAACAAGUUCCUGGGCAUUCCAUACGCCCAACCACCAGUUGGAGAUCAACGAUUUCUUCCGCCCCAGUCGUUAAAGUCGUUUGUCGAAACACCCCUAAACGCGACUGUAUGGAGCAGCAAGUGUUUGCAAUACAAGAUCAUUGACGACGGUAUUGCUGAAAGCGAGGACUGCUUGUUCCUUAAUGUGUUUGCGCCGGCCGCGGUGGGCUGUUCAAGUUCCGGACGGCCGGUCCUGGUGUGGAUCCACGGCGGGUGGCUCCGAGAGGGAACGGCCAGUCAGCCCAUGUUUGACGGGUCCAGCUUCGCGUCCCAACAAGGGAUUGUCGUUGUUACCUUCAACUACCGUCUCAAUGUAUUUGGGUUCCCGAACUCCGAGCAGCUGCCUCUCGGAGCCCAAAACCUCGGCUUUCUUGACCAACGCCUUGCCCUCGAAUGGGUGCAAGCUAACAUCCAUGCCUUUGGCGGAGACCCUGCCAAAGUCACUAUUGCCGGCGAAUCUUCUGGUGGCUCGUCCGUCGACCGCCUCGUCACAACCAUGCACACAAACCAGAGCUUCCGGGCGGCCGCUUUAUCGAGUGGACAGGCAACGGUCAGCGCCAUUGGUAGGGAUGCCGGUCCCCUAUCGUGGGCAGCUCUCGUAUCAAUUCUGGGAUGUAGUGGAGAAGAUGAGACUGCAUGUGUCCGAGGGGUUGAUGCUUCAACAGUGCAGAAAGUCGUUUCUGAUCAUGGCCUGGAUUUCAGCCCAGCCAAUGACAACUUUACGCAGAUGGAGCUACCGUAUCUGCCAGCUCGUGCCGCCGGUGAUCUGGCGCCAGUACCAAUACUGAUCGGCUCGACCGGACAAGAGGGAACUUACUUAGCACCCGCGUAUAACCUGGACAUCCCCAAUUUUACGGAGCCGGUUCUUGUGCAGUUCCUCAACGGCCUUACUGGGGGUGACUCGGAAAGCGUUGGGGGUAUGUUACAAGUUAUCCAACUUGUACAACAAACGAGUGGAAUUUCUCUGUUCCACGCCGCCGCACAAGUCUACACCGAAAUUGUUUACCAAUGCCGUCCUCCCUAUUCAGUUGCUCCGCUCAUCACUGACACGCUGAAGCCAAAUCUUCUGAUUUCCCAGACUUCGGCCCAGAGUGGCAUUCCAACAUGGAGGUACUACUACAACGCCUCUUUCCCAAACCUGGCUGCAGGGGGGUACACUUCUGAACAACUCGGCGCAUCGCAUGGUUCUGAUACGCGAAUGAUUUGGGGCACAUAUCCUCGAGAGGGAGCUACUGACCGACAGAUCAGCCUAAGUCGUUACUUGCAGACCAUCUGGGCUGGUUUUGUAAAGGAUCCUCUCAGAAAUGGACCCGGCUGGGAGAAGGUGGGCGUCGAUGGGAACAAUAUUGCUUGCAUUGGGUGUGUAGGCAGCGAAACCAUGACUCUCAUCGACUCGGCCACUGUUGAUGGACGAUGCGCCUUCUACGCUCCUUUCUUUGACAAGGUCAAGACGCCUUUUUUGAAGGAUUAG
Messenger RNA from Colletotrichum higginsianum IMI 349063, 1650 nucleotides. RefSeq names its product Carboxylic ester hydrolase. NCBI's taxonomy places the organism in Eukaryota, Fungi, Ascomycota, Sordariomycetes, Glomerellales, Glomerellaceae. The record is from RefSeq and is a predicted model, not a curated record. The coding region runs from base 1 to 1650 and encodes 549 amino acids. The transcript has 4 exons.